AUGUGGGCCAUGGUUUUGUUAGCUGCGAUCGCAGCAUCCCUCCCCGCAGUCGCACUCGCGAAUGUGUUCAGCCUGUCUGAUCUUCAGUGGACGUUGAGGAAUGGGAACGGAUCGAUAGUAAUUCCAGGCUCAGUGCCGUCUCAGGCCCAUCUUGACCUCCUUCAAGCUGGAGUCAUCACGGAACCGCUGCUGGAAAUCAAUGAGUAUACCCAACGAUGGAUCGUCAAUGAUAGCUGGACAUACACUGCGGAUCUGAAGACGUAUACUGAUGUAGUUGGUUCGAAUGCAUCCACGAGGACAUUACUGGUAUUUUACGGCCUGGAUACAAUCGCAAACAUCACUGUCGCUGGCCACCCCAUUGCUUGGGUCGACAAUCAGUUCCGGCAGUACGUGUACGAUGUGACAGACAUGCUUGCUUCGCCGUCCGAGAGCGACAGUAACAUCACUGUCGCGUUCGAAUCUGCCUACUUCUAUGGAUUGAACGUCACCUCUCUUCCUGGCACAGAGGUUCCACUUACCAGCGACUUCGAAUAUGCAGGUUUCCGCCAAUAUGAGCGCAAGAUACAGUCUGACUUUGGAUGGGAUUGGGGUCCAGCGUUCGUCCCGGCCGGCAUUUUCAGGCCGGCAUAUCUGGUUACGCUCUCGGAAACUUCUCUCGAGAUCUCUAAGCUCGGGCAGACUGCCCUCAUCGCCCCUGAUCAGACUGCUGAUUGGCUCGUCAACGUCACUCUCGGUGUGCGCUCGGUCCUGCCAAGCUUCAGCCCAACCAUUGAGAUCGCCAUUCCCGAGCUGGAUAUAUCCUCUGGGCCCAUUGCCGUCAGCUCGAUACCUGCGUCGACGAACGCGCCUACAUUCGUGAGCGCGACGAUGACGGUGCCCGAGGGUGUUCCGCAGCGGUGGUACCCGCGCGACCUUGGCACGCCAACGCUAUAUAACUUCACAAUCACCCUCGCCCUCGGAGACGAGUUCGGAAUGUUCCUCGAUAGCACGAGCUUCCAACUGCGAAGCGGAUUCCGCACAAUCGAACUCGCACAGACUGCGUAUCCGCAGGAAGAGAUCGACGCGAGGGGCAUUACGCCCGGAGACCAGUGGCACUUUGUGAUCAAUGGCCAAGCGUUCUAUACAAAGGGUACGAACAUUAUCCCAUUCGACCCGUUCUAUCCCCGCAUCACGACGGAGAAGGUACGCUGGGUACUUGAGAGUGCUGUUCUGAGCGGGCAGAACAUGCUCCGAGUCUGGGGCGGAGGAAUCUACCAGCCGUCCGACGAAUUGACUGGCGUAUACGACUUUUACUCUCUCUGCGAUGAGCUCGGCAUCCUCGCAUGGUCCGAGAUGAUUUUCUCGGACGCAACGUACCCGCUGAACGAAUUCCUUCUCGUGUCAAUCGACCCAGAAGUGCGCGAGAACGUACGCAGAAUCAAUAAGCACCCCAGCAACGUGCAAUGGGCUGGCGGAAACGAGAUCGAGAACAUCGUCAUUGACAUCAACGAUACGUAUGCGAAUGGUACGCAUUAUCUGGAUGAAUUCGUGUACAUGUUCCAGGACUUCCUGCACGAUAUCACGUAUCAAGAGCAGUCUUCAGUGGCCUAUACAGACUGCUCCACGACGAACGGCGUGCUGAGCCUUGAUCCGUACGUUCUGCGAUUCGAGAACAAGACGCCUGGUUAUAUCUAUGGAAACGCUGAACGUUACAACUAUGAUGCAUCGCAAGCGUUCAACUACAGUACCUACCCUGUUGCCAGGUUUGUGAAUGAGUUUGGCUUCCACUCGAUGCCCUCCUUCUACACCUGGGAAGAAGCCCUCCGGGAACCUGAAGACUACUCAUUCAACUCGACAGUAGUUAUGUCGCGCGACCACCAUCCGCCUGCAGGCAGUCUCGCAUGGCCGAACCCGAACGCCCCACAAGGUCAAGGCCAAAUGACGAUGGCAGUCAAGCUCUGGCUGCCUACGCCGGGCACCUCCGACUCCAAUCAAACAUUCGCGCAGUGGUGCUGGAGCACGCAGGUCUUCCAAUCAAUGAACAUGAUCUCCGAAAUCGCAUGGUACCGGCGCGGCGCGGGGCUCGGCGAGAACAACCUCGGUGCGCUCGUGUGGCAGCUGAACGACAUAUGGCAGGCUCCGAGUUGGGCGGCGAUUGAAUAUUCCGGGCGGUGGAAGGUGCUCAACUACGGCAUGGCGAGCAUCUACUCACCCGUGAUCGUUUACCCAUUCUGGACGCCGGAUAACGAGACCUUGGAUAUCAUGGUCACGAACGACAGAUGGUACACGGUGAACGGCACAGCGCUGCUGACGUGGUAUGACUGGGCGGGGAACCAGCUGGGGACAAUGACGCACGAGUUCUCGACGCCCUCGCUGAAUAAUACUGUGCUCAUGUCGAUGCAAGGAUUCGACGUGAUAUUGCCGGAGGGGGCGACGCCAACAAACUCGUUCAUGCUACUCAACGUCACCGCGCAGGUUGAGGGCCGCACGGCUACCAUGGAGUCUUACUACACUCCAACUUCUCUCGCAAACGCAGAAUUGAUCGACCCUGAGAUAGACCUGACUGCAGGGGAUAGCCUGACAUUCACGCUCUCCGCGAAAGGCGGCGUUGCAGCAUAUGCAUGGCUUGAUCAUCCCUCAGGAACUGUAGGUUAUUUCGUUGACACCACCACCGGCAAUCCGUUCAAUGGCUUCUACCUGAUUCCUGGAAUCGACCGCAAAGGCAAGUCCUAUAUCAUCCACCGUGCGUAA
Messenger RNA from Laetiporus sulphureus 93-53, 2730 nucleotides. Its product is annotated as glycoside hydrolase family 2 protein. Gene Ontology annotation, biological process: glycoprotein catabolic process. Gene Ontology annotation, molecular function: beta-mannosidase activity. The record is from RefSeq and is a predicted model, not a curated record. The coding region runs from base 1 to 2730 and encodes 909 amino acids. The transcript is spliced from 13 exons. NCBI's taxonomy places the organism in Eukaryota, Fungi, Basidiomycota, Agaricomycetes, Polyporales, Laetiporaceae.